ACGUUUGAAAGUCCAACAUUUUUGAAAAUUUGGCAAAUUACAAAAGUUGUUCUUCAAAAUUUAGUUUCAAUUUUUAAACGUUUGGCGUGGUUUAAUAUUAUAUUUAAUGUAAGUGCAUUCGUAGUAUAUAAUUAUUUAAAAUUUCAGAUUAUCGAAUUAAUGUCAGAGGUGCAACAUUUUGGAAGUUGUCAUUGUGGGGCGGUGAAGUGGAGUUUUACAGGACCAGAGGUUCUCGAUGGUUGCAGAUGCAAUUGCUCAGUUUGCGACAAGAAGCAAAAUCAGCACUGCAUUAUCAAACUGGAUAGAUUCAAACUAUUGGAGGGAGAGGAUAAAAUCACAGUCUAUCGUUUUAACACUGGGCUUGCUCAACACAAGUUCUGUUCGAUUUGUGGGGUUCAAAGCUUCUAUCAUCCGCGGUCUAACCCAGACGCAGUUGGUAAGCCAGAAUCCACGUGGUGUCAGGCCGUCCCGUCGUGGCUUGAUCUACCAAAAAUGUAGGAAUUUUUCUUUAGAAAAUUGUGACGUCAACACGCAUGGGACAUUCUGACACCACCAAUCAUGCCUCACUGUAUCGACGGAAAGACCCUCAAAGGUGUCAACUGGACAUACUUUAAUGGACAAGAAUGGGAGAAAACGAUGGAGACUAAAGCACCGGCCGCCCAGUAAAUUUUGUUUUUCAAAUUUUAU
Caenorhabditis elegans is the source of this 687-nucleotide messenger RNA. It is a transcript of the gene F25B4.8, whose product is annotated as CENP-V/GFA domain-containing protein. The record is from RefSeq and is marked reviewed. Lineage: Eukaryota; Metazoa; Nematoda; Chromadorea; Rhabditida; Rhabditidae. Bases 160 to 498 code for a protein of 112 amino acids. Gene Ontology annotation, molecular function: carbon-sulfur lyase activity. The transcript has 4 exons.